AGAGAAAAGACCGUAUUACAUCUUCAUCAUUAUCUUGAUAGGUCAAGAUACAGAGUGAUUGUGAUAAACAUUCUGUUUGAAUAGCAUGUAGGAGGAAAUAUGGUUGACCGAGACUGUAAACCAGCAGACAGACUGACAAAGAGCUACUUUCAUGGAGCAUGUGGAGUCCCUCUCAGUGGAGAAACCAUAGGAGAGGUACUAUUACACGAGGAAAUAGAUCCUGACAAAGUAAUAUUUGCUGCACCGGAACUCAAUCAAAAAAUGACUGUAAAGGAACUUCGCAAAGAGUCCUUACUGUUCUCCAAAUGGCUAAUAAAGAAUGGAAUUCAGAAAGGUAGCAUUGUCCUGGUCAAUGGAGUGGCGGAUCUGAAGUAUUUUCCCUUGCUUUUAGGAACAGUCUCGAUUGGAUGUAUUUGUCAAUCAGCUUUCGAUUCACAUUUUAAAAGUCAGCUGCAGGUUUGUUACGGGGCUAGCGAAUGUUUAGUAGGAACUUGUACAUCUCCUGUCCUGUCCACUCCGGACCAACGCUUGGACACUGUAGGAUAUCCAUUCCCCCAUACAGAGGUAAAAGUUAUUGGAGACAAGGACGAAAUACUACCAAUCAACGUACAAGGUGAAAUUUGCAUAAAAGGAUUUGGUGUAUUUUAUGGAUACUUAAACAACAAUGAGCCAGGGACAGGUCCCUUGGACAACCAGGGAUGGUUACACACUGGGGAUAUUGGUAAAAUGGAUGAAACAAGUCAUGUGACGUACAUUGGCCGAAAAACUGACUGCUUGUUUUUCAAACAUAAUGGUGAAAAAAUUUAUCCAAAACAACUGACUGAGAUAAUUUCUUCCCAUGCAGAUGUGUUAGGAUCAGCGGUAGUUGGCAUUCAAAGCGAUGAACAAGGUGAUAAUUUUUUUAUAUUUUAUGUGUGA
Saccostrea echinata is the source of this 918-nucleotide messenger RNA. RefSeq lists its product as uncharacterized. The transcript is spliced from 8 exons. The record is from RefSeq and is a predicted model, not a curated record. Bases 100 to 918 code for a protein of 272 amino acids. Gene Ontology annotation, biological process: fatty acid metabolic process. NCBI's taxonomy places the organism in Eukaryota, Metazoa, Mollusca, Bivalvia, Ostreida, Ostreidae. Gene Ontology annotation, molecular function: medium-chain fatty acid-CoA ligase activity.